Molecule: messenger RNA, 2063 nt
Organism: Glycine soja
Lineage: Eukaryota; Viridiplantae; Streptophyta; Magnoliopsida; Fabales; Fabaceae
Product: pectinesterase 3-like
Exons: 2
Coding region: 99-1862 (587 amino acids)
Biological process (GO): cell wall modification
Molecular function (GO): pectinesterase inhibitor activity; pectinesterase activity
Source: RefSeq, a predicted model, not a curated record
AGACCAAACCAAGCCUAGAAAAGAAAACACUUGCAAAGUUGGAAAGAGCCAUUUAAUUACUUUUUUCAGUACUGAGUGGACAUUGGCACCAAACAAGCAUGGAUACAAUCAAGUCCUUCAAGGGCUACGGCAAAGUAGACGAGUUGGAGCAGCAAGCCUAUCAGAAGAAGACACGUAAGCGCCUCAUAAUCAUCGCAGGCUCUUCCAUCGUUCUAUUUGCGGUGAUCAUCGCUGCGGUCGCAGGGGUUGUGAUACACAAGCGCAACACCUCAUCAUCGCCCUCCUCUGACUCGCCCCCGCAAACUGAGUUAACCCCGGCCGCGUCACUCAAAGCGGUUUGCCACGUGACUCAGUACCCUAACUCGUGCUUCUCCGCAAUCUCCUCGUUACCGGAAUCCAACACCACUGAUCCGGAGCUCCUCUUCAAGCUCUCUCUCCGCGUCGCCAUUGACGAGCUCUCGAAGCUCUCGAGCUUUCCUUCGAAGCUCCGCGCCAAUGCGGAACACGACGCGCGUCUCCAGAAGGCGAUCGAUGUCUGCGGGAACGUCUUCGGCGACGCGCUGGAACGGCUCAACGACUCGAUCUCCGCGCUCGGAAGCGGCGCCGCUGAGGCCGGAAAGAUUAUCUCUCCGGCGAGUGUUGGCGACGUGGAGACGUGGAUCAGCGCCGCGCUCACGGACCAGGACACGUGCCUCGACGCGCUCGCCGAGCUGAACUCCACCGCCUCGCGCGGCGCGCUGCGCGAGAUCGAAACCGCGAUGAGGAACUCCACGGAGUUCGCGAGCAACAGUUUGGCCAUUGUCACGAAGAUCCUAGGGUUGCUUUCGAAGUUCGAUUCACCGAUUCACCACCGGCGGCUGCUAGGGUUUCCGGAGUGGCUCGGCGCGGCGGAGCGGAGGCUGCUUCAGGUGAACAGCAGCGAAACGACGCCGGACGCUGUGGUGGCGAGUGACGGUAGCGGACAGUUCAGGACGAUCGGUGAGGCGCUGAGAUUGGUGAAGAAGAAGAGCGAGAAGAGGUUCGUGGUGCACGUGAAGGAAGGGCGUUACGUUGAGAACAUCGAUUUGGAUAAGAAUACGUGGAAUGUGUUUAUCUUCGGUGACGGCAAGGAGAAAACCGUCGUCGUUGGUAGCCGGAACUUCAUGGACGGCACGCCGACUUUCGAAACCGCCACCUUCGCUGUGAAAGGCAAGGGAUUCAUUGCCAAAGACAUAGGAUUCGUGAACAAUGCAGGUGCAUCUAAGCACCAGGCUGUGGCAUUGAGAUCUGGCUCGGAUCGUUCUGUGUUCUUUAGAUGCUCAUUUGAUGGCUUCCAAGAUACCCUCUAUGCCCAUUCCAACCGCCAGUUCUACCGUGACUGUGACAUUACAGGCACCAUAGACUUCAUAUUCGGCAAUGCAGCUGCUGUGUUCCAAAACUGCAAAAUAAUGCCUAGACAGCCUCUACCAAACCAGUUCAACACCAUCACAGCUCAGGGCAAGAAGGACCCCAACCAGAACACCGGAAUCAUAAUCCAGAAAUCAAAAUUCAUUCCCCUUGGAAACAAUCUCACAGCUCCCACAUACCUUGGUAGGCCAUGGAAAGAUUUCUCCACCACUGUGAUCAUGCAAUCUGAUAUUGGGUCAUUCUUGAAGCCAGUGGGGUGGAUUAGUUGGGUCUCCAAUGUGGAACCUGUAAGUACAAUCUUCUAUGCUGAAUACCAGAAUACUGGGCCUGGAGCUGACGUGUCCCAGAGGGUCAAAUGGGCUGGUUAUAAGCCCACUCUCACGGACGUGGAGGCAGACAAGUUCACUGUGCAGUCCUUUAUCCAAGGCCCUGAGUGGUUGCCAAAUGCUGCUGUGGAGUUUGAUUCCACCUUGUGAUUUUAACACUAUAGAAAGAUAUCAACUGCUAAUCAUAUUUUACAUGUCUUUAAUCACACUCUUGUAACAUGUAUUACACUCUACACGCAUUUUUUUGACCUACUUUUGAAUGGUUUGUAAAAUUCUUCUAGACAAUGCGUUUUGGAAAGAUGUCAAAAUUUCAAAUGAAAAUCAAAAUAAAAAUUGAACAUAUGACUUCAA